Aphanomyces invadans is the source of this 2734-nucleotide messenger RNA. RefSeq lists its product as hypothetical. The transcript has a single exon. Bases 28 to 1998 code for a protein of 656 amino acids. Gene Ontology annotation, molecular function: protein binding. NCBI's taxonomy places the organism in Eukaryota, Oomycota, Saprolegniomycetes, Saprolegniales, Verrucalvaceae. The record is from RefSeq and is a predicted model, not a curated record.
UGCCGACCGUCGAGUUCCGCGAUCGCCAUGGCGUCCAGCUCGAAGAAGUUAAAGCGGCAACAAGACGGUCAUGCACUAGCACUGGACGUUCUGUGCAACUCAUCGCUUUGUACCCUGAUCCAAGCGUUCAACAACGGUGUGGCGCUGAAGUUUUGGACAAUGGGGGAAGUUGCCGCCCAGCGAGGAUACCUCUCUGUCGUGCAGCAUGCACCAAAUCUACGAUUCGAUGGAAAAAACAGCGAAAAUUCGUGCGUCAAGGCGAAGGCGAUGGACUUUGCUGCCAUGGGUGGGCACAUCGGCGUCCUCGAGUGGAUGCAGACGUCUUGCCGUUUUCGCAACGAGUGCACGUCCCACGCCAUGGACUGGGCAGCAACCGCGGGUCAUAUCAACGUUGUUCAGUGGCUUGAUGCAAACCGUUGCGAGGGAUGCACAAACAUGGCUCUCGUCGGUGCUGCCUGCUCUGGGCAUGUCAUGGUGGUGGAGUGGCUUCUCCGCCAUCGCAGUGACGAUGUGCAGUUCGCCAUGGACGCAUUCCAAGGGGCCGCAGAACACGGGCAUUUGCCUGUUCUUCAGUGGUUCGUUUCAAAUGGGUACUAUCAAGCUCAAAACGAUAUGUUUCCCCUGGACGCCGCUGCAAAAGGCAAUCACAUGGAAGUCGUGGUUUGGCUACACACACUGAGCGCAUGCCAUGGCGCGUCCGAGAGUGCCAUGGACCUUGCCGCAGAGAACGGUCACUUGGACAUGGUCAAAUGGCUGCAUAUGCAUCGCAGGGAAGGCUGCACGGUCGAUGCCAUGAAUUGGGCGGCCAAUUGCGGUCACCUCGAAGUUGUGCAGUGGCUCCACGAACAUCGGCGCGAAGGGUGUACAACUGAUGCCGUCGAUUUCGCGGCUGAAAACGGUUUCCUAGAUGUCGUAAAAUGGCUCCUGCUCCACCGCACGGAAGGCUGUACGACGCAGGCGAUGGACCUGGCAGCCAAAAAUAAUCACUUGGACGUUGUCGCUUGGCUGCACCUGAACGGCCCGGAAGGCUGCACGUCCGCCGCUAUGGACGGAGCGGCAAAGCGCGGCAAUCUCGAGGUUCUUCAGUGGCUGUUCUCAAAUCUCAAUGUGGCGCCAUCGACGAACGCCAUGGACUUCGCUGCCAAAAAAGGACACGUGGUGGUGCUCGAAUGGCUCAAUACAGUCGCGCCCACCGUUGGGUGCACCACCGAUGCGAUGGAUUUUGCGGCGCAGUACAAUCAACUGGAAGCGCUGCAGUGGCUCCAUGAACACAGGGAUGAGGGCUGCACAGUCGAUGCGAUGAACUUUGCUGCAGAACAUGGACACUUGCGCGUUGUGCAAUGGCUGCACGCCAACCGCACAGAAGGCUGUACGGCCGACGCAAUGGACUGGAGUGCCAAGAAUGGUCAUUUGGACGUCGUCGAGUGGCUGCAUGAGCAUCGAACUGAGGGGUGCUCCCCUGACGUUGUCGACACAAUCCUUCGUGCUGGACAGCUGCAUGUCCUCCAGUGGUGGUAUUCCCACCGCCCCGAACGCAGCACGUCGAAUGCGAUUGCGAUUGCCGCUGAAAACGGACAUCUUGACAUCGUUCAAUGGCUCCACGGCGUCGGCGAGACUUGCACAACCAAAGCGAUGGAUUUGGCGGCAGAAAACGGGCACUUGGACGUGAUCCAGUGGUUACACAUAAACCGCGAUGAAGGGUGCUCCCGAGAAGCCAUGGACCUGGCUGCGGAAAAUGGACACGUGCACGUCAUGAAUUGGCUACAUACUCAUCGCAUGGAGGGAUGCACACGGGAAGCGCUCGAGUUGGCAAUUUCUGAAGGUCAAGAGAAAGCUGCGAGGUGGCUCGUCAAGCAUCUGUCAAAGAAGGCGACGGUGGCAGCGUGCAUGGCGCUUGCCAAAACGUACGGAUUGGAGGAACUGAGGGACUGGUGCGUGGCGUUCAAGGCAGGACGAAAAAAUGAAGCGUCGACAUCGGCUCCAUUACCUCCACAAUAGCCGUAGCGAUGUGUGGUCGCCACAUACUCCACAUGUGGCUUACAAACCACAAUCAAGCGAUGCGAUGUUGCCCGAGCCGUCGAAAUUGCUACGAAGGUCGUAGAGCGGGGCGUUUUCCUCCGUAGAGAAAGCAUCGUUUGGCUGUAGGUCCACUGGCCGUGGUUCCCCGGCGUCAGCAGCGUUUCUCAGCCAAGACAUUCUCCAUGCCCCUCUGCGGAAUCCAAGCUUCAAGGGCUAGAAGCAUACAAGGACUAGACUUUGGUGAUGGCGAGCCGAAGCACCAAGUACGAAUCAAGCCAAAUGUCAAAGAAUGCCCACCGCCUCAUGGGCAUCCAACGAGGCGAAGGGGUUCCACCAAGAAAACACUUGCAGUACAAAAGAUCAGACUCAUUUCACCGCCACCACACAGUGAGACAGGCCUGUCGCUCCAUUUCCAAUGCCACACGCCGAUGUGGUGCAAGUGCAUCCAUAGAUGUGCCAUGAUGUCAACAAGCAGCCUGGGGCUGUCCAUCCGUCGCUACGGUUCCUGCUAACUACCACGAGCUUCACCGCCGCCUUCUCACAUAUCGCCCCUCCCACGAAGUCGACGACGUCUGCGAGGACACCGCGCGGUGCUCGUGGCGAAGUGGGCGGCACCCACUCACUUUGCCGAGCCGACUAAUGGGUUGCCAUGAAUGUUGAAGUCCCCAACUUCAACACUACGUCGACUCCUCCGAAUAUUAUCCGGAUUGCGAAA